This is a messenger RNA of Acytostelium subglobosum LB1, 393 nucleotides long. RefSeq lists its product as hypothetical. Bases 1 to 393 code for a protein of 130 amino acids. The record is from RefSeq and is a predicted model, not a curated record. NCBI's taxonomy places the organism in Eukaryota, Evosea, Eumycetozoa, Acytosteliales, Acytosteliaceae. The transcript has a single exon.
AUGGCUCCGUCUUCCACAAAGAGAACGCAGCAGGCGAAUAACAAGAAGUGUCGGUUGUCAACCAAGUCCAACACGCCAGCGACAACUUCCACCUGUAGUUCAAAGAGCAGCGUGAGUGAACUGAAGCAGCAUCAGCAACCAAAAGAUAGGCAUCACUACCGACAACAACAACAACAACAACAACAACAACAACAACAACAACAACAACAACAACAACAACAACAACAACUGCUGCUACAUAACAAGAAGCCCAAGACAACGACACAACGACAACUGCUGCUGCACAGACCAAGAAGCACAAGACAACAACGACAUCUUCGCCACCAACACGCCAUUCAACUUGACAACCAAACAACAUCGAUGAUCAGAAGCAUCAGCAGUCAGAGAGGAUAG